UAUUCUGGUCGCUACUCGCUCUGUGUCUCUGUCCUCCUCUGCCUCGCCAGUCGCCACCGCCCACCAGACACCACACGGCCGCACCAGUCGCCGACUAGCAGCCGUUCGUUUCAACCGUACUCCUCUGCUUCAACCGUCGCCACACCAGUUGGAACGCUCCAGCCAACAUUCAAAUACUCAAAAUUUCGGAAUACUGAGAUGCUCCAAAGCUGAACUCAGCUUGUUUUCCAGUAGCACUUUGAACUGAUCCAAUUCCCUUAUCCUUCGUUGAAUCGGAGUCAUGAAUUUCACAACACUGUUUAGGAGGUUGAAUAUCAGAGAGUUGGUAUCAAAUGCACCAGUAUACAGUUCUGGUAGCGAUGCAUCUGGGGAGGGAUUGAGCUUAGUACUCCGGCGCUGGGCGACCAAAAAGACAGCGGGAUCCACAAAAAAUGGACGUGACUCAAAGCCCAAGAAUCUUGGAGUAAAGAAAUUCGGUGGAGAGAGGGUGAUCCCUGGAAAUAUCAUUGUUCGCCAAAGAGGAACCCGAUUUCAUCCCGGGGAUUACGUUGGAAUUGGUAAAGAUCACACCCUUUAUGCUUUAAAAGAAGGGUGUGUCAAGUUUGAGCGUAACAAGCUGACUGGACGUAAGUGGGUGCAUGUUGAGCCCAAAGAUGGUCAUGUACUUCACCCAAUAUAUUCGACUGCUGCAGAUCCCGAGCUGAAGACUGCUACUUAGAUUUUGCUUCCUCCAAUUUUAAAUCACUUAUCUCGAACUAUGGAGUAACCAUCUAUAAGUUUUGAAUUCUUGUUUCCAUUUAUUCAAGGCGCUAGAUACACUUUCUGUACUUCACUUGGCCUCUUUAUGACAGACAUUUUUGUUAGUAAUAAUAGUCAUCUUUUCUCUUUGGUUGCUA
This is a messenger RNA of Ipomoea nil (Japanese morning glory), 896 nucleotides long. Its product is annotated as 50S ribosomal protein L27-like. Gene Ontology annotation, molecular function: structural constituent of ribosome. The transcript has 5 exons. NCBI's taxonomy places the organism in Eukaryota, Viridiplantae, Streptophyta, Magnoliopsida, Solanales, Convolvulaceae. Gene Ontology annotation, cellular component: ribosome. The record is from RefSeq and is a predicted model, not a curated record. Bases 281 to 718 code for a protein of 145 amino acids. Gene Ontology annotation, biological process: translation.